UUGGGUGAGGCAAAUUUUUUAUUUUUAUAAAGCUAAAUUGGCCUUGAAACUCUAGGAGACAGUGGUUGACCCCAUUUCAGUUCUCUAUUAAAUACAGCUAUGAAUUACAAAUAAAUGGUGUUUGAGUCAGAUACAUCCAUUGGAUUAUAAAGAAAUUGGCAUCAAUAAUGGUGGAGAUAAAAAAGAGGUGGGAAGGAGGCAAGGCAUGGACAUUGCUGAAUUAUUUGCUUCAACAGAGCCAUUACUUAAUUAUAAUUAGAUGAGCUUGAGAUUCCUCAUGUCUCCCUCGGCCAAGUUAUAUAAAUAAGCCCUUGAAGGCCAAAAGAUGAAGUCAAGUUGAAACUCCUCUGGCUGUUUUGCAAUUCAUUAGCUAAGGCUUUUGUAAAAAAGAAAAUGGAUUCCUUUGCCAUAAACUCAAAGAAAUCAUUCCACAUCCGCUCGAACAGCUUGCCAUCAAAGCCACAUCCCGUUGUUGCCGAAGUCGAUGAACAUCUCUGCAGAUUGCAGGCCUCUGAAGCCACCUCUUCAUCUUCUUCUUUGUGCCAAAAGCUUGAUGGCCUUCAGGAUUUGCAUGGUUGCAUCGAUAAGUUGCUUCUUUUGCCACUCACCCAUCAAGCUCUUGUUGACAAAAAAUUUGUUGAUGACUUGCUUGAAGGAUCUCUCAAGCUCUUGGACUUGUGUGCUUUGGCUAAGGAUGCAUUAUCGCAGACGAAAGAGUCAGCACACGAACUUGAGUCGGUUUUGCGGAGAAGAAGAGGAGAUGACAUCGUAGGUGAUGUUCAGAAGUAUUUGAACUCACGGAAGAUGGUGAAGAAGGCAAUCCACAAGGCCUUGAAGGGAAUGGAAAGAGCAAAUUUCCAAAAAAGUGAUGAAAGUUCAGAAAUUGUCAGCUUGUUAAAAGAGGCAGAAGCAGUUACAUUUAGCAGCAUUGAAUCAUUGUUGUCAUUUAUAGCAGGACCAAAGUUGCCAUCAAAGAUGAGCAGAUGGUCUUUGGUUUCCAAGUUGAUGCAACCCAAGAGAGUAGCUAGCAAAGAUGAAGACACAAAUGGAAAUGAAGCAGAGAUGGUGGAUGUUGCAUUAUACUCAAUCACCAGCCACAAAUCUGAUUUUCUUGUGCAAGUUGAAAAUGUCCAGAACUCGCUGAGGAAGUUGGAGUUGAGUAUUCCCGACCUUGAAGAUGAUCUCGAGAGUCUAUAUCGACGCCUUAUCAAGAAUAGAGUCUCGUUUCUUAACAUACUAAAUCACUGAGGAUGAAAACUUAGAUGAUAGAAUCAUAGCCAAUUCCAUCAUAAUCCAUUUUUGUCAAAUGUAAACACCACAGGACAUAUAUAAUAUAUACAGAUACCUUUCAUAACUUUCUUUUUGCAAUUCCAAUCAAGAUUUUGAAUUCAAUAUCAUAUUCUUCUCUAGCUAACUUUUUGUAAUACUAAUAUAGUUGAUCUAGUCGGGACACGGAUAUAGUCACAUAUCAGAUAAAAGUGGUAAAGAUCUAUUAGUGUAUUGGUAUGAAGCUUUUUUUGGGUACACAUAAAACCCUAAAGUAAAAUUAUGCAGAUUUAGGCCAAAAUUAGACAACAUUAUAAGAGAUAUAGGGAGCUCAUUAUCGAUCUAAGGUCUCUUUAGAUGGAGGGGAAAGACUACCCAUUAUCCAACUCACCAUUUUGGUUUCAAAUCUGUAACUUUUCAUUAUUUCAACCAUCAAGGGUAGCAAACUGUUGGAGAACAAGAAAAGGAAACGGAUUGUAUUUUUCUCGUCCAAAGUUAUUUUUCCCUUACGGCUUAAACUCUGGUAAGUUAACUGGAGGUCAAUUAGUUAACCAUGGUUACCUGAUGAAGCUAAGUAUUCAAAUUGGCAUUGCUGUCAAAGAUUCCACUUGUCUCAACAAUGGCGAUAAGCACAAGAAUCACAUGGAAGCGUGUGACUAACUUUCAUGCAACGUUAUUCGGGCUGUCUUUCAUCCAAGGGAUAGAUUGAUUCAAUUAUACGUAUAAUUGAAUAUUCAUUCCUACAGGCUGAAGAAAUCAAAGGAUUCAAUUAUAUGUAUAAUAACAAAGCUAAUCAGGCCGUAUCUCAUCAUGAAGGAUUCAAAUAAUAAACAAUGAGCUGAGUUGGAUGGUAGAAGAGUCGGC
Molecule: messenger RNA, 2130 nt
Organism: Momordica charantia (bitter melon)
Lineage: Eukaryota; Viridiplantae; Streptophyta; Magnoliopsida; Cucurbitales; Cucurbitaceae
Biological process (GO): shoot system development; root development
Source: RefSeq, a predicted model, not a curated record